This is a messenger RNA of Haemonchus placei, 516 nucleotides long. NCBI's taxonomy places the organism in Eukaryota, Metazoa, Nematoda, Chromadorea, Rhabditida, Trichostrongylidae. The record is from the annotation of a GenBank genome assembly.
AUGUGUCGGCGUUCUGUGGAGCGCUGGCNUACAGGGAGGUACGGAACGAUCAGGAAAAAACUUACGACACACAUUACAUCUUCGGAGGUUAGUGAGGGUCUCCCUUGUGAUCCGUUUCCAGUGGAUAAUUACUUUCUCUUCUCUCCCAUUAUUAGUUGUCAUUUCCCUAUUUCCAUUUCAGUUCACCAUCGUGGAGCAAAUGUGUCGGCGUUCUGUGGAGCGCUGGCACGGAAGCAACUGAGGCACGUACCAAUAAAAAGGCGAGAUGCCGUUGUCUUCUCACCGGCCCAAGAACUGCCAAAUGGGCUGUACACGAUAAAAAUGGUGUCCGAGAUAUCCCUUCAGAUGAAAACGUAUCCCUCCAGUAAUCUCUUUAGAAUGAUUUUAUGCCCAUUGUGUAUACCAUGUUGGCGCUAUCAGAUCGAAAAAAUGGCUCGCAUAGAGUUUCAUAAGAGCUUAAGGAUUCUAUUGGCUGGGUUGCACGCCCAUAGGUGGACGAGUUUAACGACAUUGUAG